AUGGAACCCACACUACUUCUCAGCACCUCAAUACUACUCACACUAACAGUCAUCCUAACCCCCACCCUACUCCCCCUUCUAUCAAAAAACUUCCAAAACUCUCCAACCACCAUCACACGAACCAUUAAAACCGCCUUCCUAAUUAGUCUAAUACCAAUAACACUAUUCCUCUACUCAGGCACAGAAAGUAUUACCUCCACCUGAGAAUGAAAAUUCAUCAUAAACUUUAAAAUCCCCCUCAGCUUCAAAAUUGACCAAUACUCCAUACUAUUCUUCCCCAUCGCACUAUUCGUAACAUGAUCCAUCCUCCAAUUCACAGCAUGAUACAUACACUCAGAGCCAUACCUCAUAAAAUUCUACUCCUACCUCCUAAUAUUCCUAAUCGCCAUACUAACUCUAACCAUCGCCAACAACAUAUUCCUCCUAUUCAUUGGCUGAGAAGGCGUAGGAAUCAUGUCAUUCCUACUAAUCGGCUGAUGACAAGGUCGAGCAGACGCCAAUACAGCCGCACUCCAAGCUGUACUCUACAACCGAAUCGGGGACAUCGGCCUUAUCCUAAGCAUAGCCUGACUUGCUUCCUCCAUAAACACCUGAGAAAUCCAACAAGCUUUUACCAACACCCAAACCCCCACCCUGCCCCUCCUAGGCCUCAUUCUCGCCGCCACAGGAAAAUCAGCCCAAUUCGGACUACACCCCUGACUACCUGCAGCCAUAGAAGGCCCAACCCCAGUCUCCGCCCUACUCCACUCAAGUACUAUAGUGGUUGCCGGGAUCUUCCUCCUCAUCCGCACCCACCCAAUACUCACCAAUAACCAAACUGCUCUCACCCUAUGUCUAUGCUUAGGAGCCCUAUCCACACUUUUCGCCGCCACAUGUGCCCUUACACAAAACGACAUUAAAAAAAUCAUCGCUUUCUCCACAUCUAGCCAACUAGGCCUAAUGAUAGUAACAAUUGGACUAAACCUUCCACAACUAGCCUUCUUCCACAUCUCAACACAUGCCUUCUUCAAAGCCAUACUAUUCCUAUGCUCAGGGUCUAUCAUCCACAGCCUAAACGGAGAACAAGAUAUCCGAAAAAUAGGGGGCCUACAAAAAACACUCGUUAAAACCACCUCCUGCCUGACUAUCGGCAACUUAGCACUAAUAGGAACCCCAUUCCUAGCCGGAUUCUACUCAAAAGACCUUAUCAUUGAAAACCUAAACACCUCUUACUUAAACACCUGAGCACUCCUCCUCACACUCCUAGCCACAUCAUUCACCGCCACCUAUAGCCUACGCAUAACCCUCCUAGUUCAAACAGGAUUUACCCGCAUCCCUACAACCUCCCCAAUAAACGAAAACAACCCAACCGUCACCAACCCAAUCACCCGCCUCGCCCUAGGUAGCAUCAUAGCCGGCCUCCUCAUUACAUCCUACCUCAUCCCUACAAAAACCCCCCCAAUAACCAUACCCACAGCUACAAAAACCGCAGCCAUCAUCCUCACAAUCCUAGGUAUCAUUCUAGCCCUAGAACUCUCAAACAUAACCCACACCCUAACUCAACCAAAACAAAACACCCUCUCAAACUUUUCAAACGCACUAGGUUACUUCAACCCCCUAACACAUCGACUUAACUCCACAAACCUACUAAGCAGCGGACAAAACAUUGCCUCCCACCUAAUCGACCUAUCCUGAUAUAAAAAGAUAGGCCCCGAGGGACUUGCCGACCUGCAACUCAUAGCAACCAAAACCUCAACCACCCUACACACCGGACUAAUCAAGACAUACCUAGGAACAUUCGCCCUAUCCAUCCUAAUUGUCCUAUCAACAUAUAGA
Messenger RNA from Egretta garzetta (little egret), 1815 nucleotides. Lineage: Eukaryota; Metazoa; Chordata; Aves; Pelecaniformes; Ardeidae. The record is from the annotation of a RefSeq genome assembly.